This is a messenger RNA of Drosophila sechellia, 2342 nucleotides long. RefSeq names its product Neprilysin 7 (gene Nep7). Gene Ontology annotation, molecular function: metalloendopeptidase activity. Gene Ontology annotation, cellular component: plasma membrane. Gene Ontology annotation, biological process: protein processing. The record is from RefSeq and is a predicted model, not a curated record. Bases 127 to 2262 code for a protein of 711 amino acids. The transcript has 2 exons. Lineage: Eukaryota; Metazoa; Arthropoda; Insecta; Diptera; Drosophilidae.
AAUCGCGUUCCGGAUUAGGCAGUCGAGCUUGUUGGGUUUUCCAAAUAAUCCGGGUCGAUCGAUCACUGGCCGCACUACUUGAUUAUAUUAUACAAACUGCGUGUGUGCCCUGCGAAUCGGGCCAAUAUGUUCUCAAUCUCGAGCUACUUCCGACUGCUGGCUGGCAUCGUGAUCUGCGUGGCUGCGUGGGACUGUGAGGCCCGGAGUGUUGGCGAUGAGUCCCGUGAGAACGCGAUUACGGAUGAGACGACCGACUACCUGCGAUCCCAUGGCGCCACGAUGAAGUCCUACAUGAACUUCAGCGUCGAUCCGUGCGACGACUUCUACGAGUUCGCGUGCGGAAACUGGAAGCACGUGAAAACGCCGCGGCAAUCGCCCCAUAGGCGGAGCAAUAUCCUGGACAUCAGCUACACACUGAUGGACGUGACGGAACAGCUGCUGACCAGGACACAGUUGGCGGAGGCGCUGAAUGUGUCCGCCGAGCUGCUCGUUGCACAACGCUUCUACAAUUCCUGCCUGGCGGCCGAGCUCUUUCCGCGGCCAGCUGCCGAUCCCGCUUAUCUUUCGCUUAUCAGGUCGCUGGGUGGUUUUCCCGCCGUCGACAGAGACGCCUGGAACGCCUCCAGCUUCAGUUGGUUCAACAUGAGCGCCCAUCUCAGCAACUACGGCAUUCGCAGUCUGAUCCACGAAGAAAUUCUGCCCCAGCAUCCCUUCAAUCCGUACUUCAAGCUGCCCGAGCUGGGCUUUGACCACAUCGUUCACACCGACCACGUUACCAACACAAGCUCGCGGGCCUACCAGCUCAACGAGCAUCGCAUGCACGGCUACCUGAAGGAGUACAAUCUCACCGAGGAUGAAAUCUCCGCCGUGAUCGAUGGCGUCUUUGCGUUUUGGCGCGAUGCGCUCAGCAUUGAGGAUAAGUUCCAGGGCGAUAAGGAUAAGUGCGAUUUGCUGACUGAGAUUAGGGAGGUGCCACCAUUUGGGCAGUGGAGGAGCUACUAUGAGAUAGCCUGGAAUGGGAUAGACUUCUACAGCGGCUCGUCCGGUGCCGAAUUCUGCGACUUUUACUAUGUGGAGCUCGACAAGGUGUGCACGAAGCAUGCGGAAGCGGUGGCCAACUAUCUAGCCAUGCGGUUUCUCUACCGCAUGGACGACAAGCUGAAGGAGCCCAAGCAGCCCGAGGACCAAAAGGUUAACUGCCUGAUGAUCGUCCAGCUGACGCUGCCACAACUCUUCAACAAGCUCUACAUGGCGGAGCACUUCACCGACGAGAAGCACUCGGAGAUCUCUGACAUAGUGAACAAAAUGCGAAAGGCCCAGCGACAGAUUCUCGAGAGUGUGGAGUGGUUGGACGCGGAGACGCGGGCAGAGGCUCUGAGCAAGGAGGCCGGCAUCACGCCAGUGAUCGGGAGCUACAAAAACGAAGAGCUUUCGGACACUCUAAUCCGCGAGAUCAACAAUCUGACCAUUGUUGAAGGCAGCUACGCCCAGAGUUUGAUCAAUCUGCGAGUACUGGGCACCUAUCUUAAUCGCUACGCUGGCCUUCACGCUGACAAGCUGCCCAAGGACACAAAGCCGCUGACACUUCUGGUGGGGAUGCAGGUGAACGCGUUCUACUACAAUCUGGAUAACUCGGUGUACGUAAUGGCGGGAAUCCUGCAUCCGCCUGCGUACCAUCGAUCAUGGCCCAAUUCCUUGAAGUUCGGCACCAUUGGCUAUCUGAUAGGUCACGAGUUGACCCACGGCUUCGAUACGGAGGGCUCCAGUUACGACAGUGCCGGCGAGAUUCGCGACUGGUGGUCCAGAAAGUCGGAGACGGUGUUCCAGGAACGGGCGCAGUGCUAUGUGGAUUACUUCAACCAAUAUUUGAUACCCGAAAUCAACCAGACGAUUCGCGGCAACGAGACAAGGGACGAGAACAUAGCGGACGCCGGUGGCUUGAGGUCCGCACUCGCCGGUUAUCGAAACCACAUGAAGCAGCUGCAAAGAAGUGGAGCGGAUGGGGAGACGUUGUCCCCCAAGAACGAGCAGAUGCCCGGCCUCGACCUGUCGCCGGAGCAGCUCUUCUUUGUGGGAUUCGCGCAGCUGUGGUGCGCCGACUACGAGCCGGAGCACUACUGGGAGGAGCUCACCGACGCGCACACCAUCGAGAAGUACCGGGUGCUGGGUGCCGUUUCCAACAACGACGAUUUUGCUGAGGUCUACAAGUGCCCACUGGGCAGUCCCAUGCAUCCAAAGGCUGAAAGUUGUCGGAUGUGGUAACCAUAAGUCGCAUAUAAAGAAAAAGAUGUAAAAUACCCUAGAUGUUCAACUACAAAAUAAAAUAAAUCAGUAAAAAUAAU